Molecule: messenger RNA, 1746 nt
Organism: Auanema sp. JU1783
Lineage: Eukaryota; Metazoa; Nematoda; Chromadorea; Rhabditida; Rhabditidae
Source: the annotation of a GenBank genome assembly
AUGGUGACGUCAAGUCAAAAAAAACUAGGCGAAGGAGUUGUUAUACAAGUUGACAAAAAAUGUGCCACCAUAAGAGAAAAAAGAGGGACAGUAUUAGUAAAUGCCGAAGCACUAAGUGUGAACUAUCCAAGAAAAGAAAUGAGAGAAGUUUUUAAGAAUGAUGAUGAAGUUGUCUUCACAUUUAAACAAGAACAAGAUCUUGUGGCAACAUCAAUAGUUAAGAAAUCUGAUUUAAAAUAUGUUGAUGGAAAAAUAUCUGAAGCUUGUUCAAAAUUUUGUUAUGUUGAUUGUUCUCAGAAGAAAAUAGGAAAAAUAUUCGUACCCUAUUCCGCUCGUAGUCUAUCUUUAAAUAGAACCUUCAUGGGAAAAGGUGUGGAGAAAGGAAAAGAAGUUCAAUUGAAGAUCUUCCGCCAAUCCCAGCCUAAAAAUCAAUGCAUUUACAUAGCUUGGGGAAUUAAUAUUGCCGGAGAAGAGCGACCGGAAGAACAAAUUGAAUCACAGUAUGGAGCGAUUGUUCAUUUAGCUAGAGGAGACGAUAUAAUACUUUAUUCUGCUAAAAGCGGAUGCUCUAAAUUAUCAUAUUCUGAAUAUAAGCCUUGGAUGGAUCUUGGAAAGUUCGUCAAGUAUUCAAUAGAAAAGUUGCCUCAGCCUAUCGAAUGUGUGCCUAAAGUCCAGUACACAGCUAGUAACUGCGAAGAUCGUACUAAAUAUUUGAAAUAUAGUAUAGAAAAAAAUCUUACUGAUGAAACUAUGUUGCAUUUAUUAAAUGUUCCCGCAAUUGUUAAUAGGGUUUCCGCUGCUGGAGCUGCAUGGUUUUGGAAUGAUAACAUAGGUCGUGUAUAUUACAAUGGAGGACCCUAUUCUUUGAACUUGAAGCCGAUGGAUGUCGUCUCGUUAGAUAUAUUUUUCGCUAAAAACUAUGAAGAAGUUCCAUGGCAUGCUUCAUAUAUUGGAUCCGUUCCUGAGGAACAAAGGGAAGAAAUUCAAAAUAGUAUUGCUAGAUAUCUUCAUACCGAUGACGAUUGGACCGUCACUUUUGUCAGAGAACAAGGAACCACGUCAGAAUAUUUAUUUUUGAAUAACCCAAUUAUUGGAGCAGCCUUUGCCGGAUGGACGGAUUUCGCGGAAGUUACCAAUCGACCACCUCUCAGAGAAGGUGACAAAUGCCGAGUGACUUAUUAUUCUCAUUUCCGAGAUAAAAAAAAUUCAAACCGAGCAGUUUUAGUAACACCGUUAGAUCAACUAACUUUAUCUCAAGACUUACAUCCACUGUUAAAUGUAUCUAUAGAAGGAAGUGAACUGGAAUCGAAUGAAUCUGAAGACUCAAACACAAUUGAUCAAAUGACUCGUUUAUGUUCUGAGAUCUUACCAGCAAGAGAAAGUAGAAUAACUGAACUGUCUUUUUACCCAUCAGAAUAUAUGAUUAAUCCAUUUCGUAAUCCUAGUGAUACUAGUCAUUUAAUAAGUAAAGCCCCAUCAAGCUCUAAUCCAUCCUCUCAAGCCUCAUCGACGACGUUAUUUAAUACGGGUUUUACUCUCGACCAAACCUAUGGAACAAUGACUGACCUUUGGGGGCCCCCGCUAGGAAAAGCUGUAGAUACCAAAGCGACACAGACAGACGAUUUUAUAGAACAAACUAUUCUACAUGAAAUUCUUACUAACUGUCAAAUCGAUCUUGACAGGAACCCAACGUUGUUUAAAAAGAUUAUUUCUUUUUACCAAGUGUGUGGAAAGAAAUUGAAAUAG